Messenger RNA from Theileria annulata, 1440 nucleotides. Its product is annotated as vacuolar-protein sorting-associated protein, putative. Gene Ontology annotation, biological process: vesicle-mediated transport. The transcript has 7 exons. NCBI's taxonomy places the organism in Eukaryota, Apicomplexa, Aconoidasida, Piroplasmida, Theileriidae. Gene Ontology annotation, molecular function: small GTPase binding; guanyl-nucleotide exchange factor activity. The record is from RefSeq and is a predicted model, not a curated record. The coding region runs from base 1 to 1440 and encodes 479 amino acids. Gene Ontology annotation, cellular component: endocytic vesicle; cytosol.
AUGGUUCAGGAGUUUGAACUUUCAGACUCACCAACACUCCAAGAGAAUGUUAAGUUGUCGCCUGAGAAAACCGUUUCACCAAUGAAUUACACUUCAGAGGAGGAUACAGAACGCUCCUGGAAUUUCUCUGCACGCGAUGAAUCGUCUUCCUUCGGCUACCACAAGGAACUAAACAAUACUGUUAGAAUGGAUACCACUCUGGAUACUUCACACUCACUAAGUUAUACGGACUCUUGUGAAACUUACAACUCGUCCACAGAAUCUCUAGACUCAAGCACUUACAUCAGACCUGAAACACCAUACAACAAGUUUCUUGAACGUCUUAAGGAUCCCUCGUGCCAUGAUAUUGUCACGGCUAUUAAAGGAUUGGUGGUGAUGUUGCCGGGAAAUAUGGUCCGCAGUGAGGUUGCUACAAUAUCCCACAACUUCAUCGAUAUAUAUGCCCCAAAACUACUCUCAUUGGAAAUAUUUUCCAAAUUGACGGAUGAGGAGAAAACCGAGACGGUUGAGUGUUUCGAAAAAUUCACAAUGCAAAAACUCUAUCCACAGUGUUACCGAAUGGACCCAAUGGAUGCAAUAGAGGAUGAAAGACUUCAAAUACAAAUGCUGUGCUUAAACUGGAUAGAACCACACCACCUGGAGAUCACAACCAUGGGCGACGUCAACAUUCUAAAGGAGGCCCAAAACCACUUAAGGAAUUUAUAUAAGUACAGAUCACCACGAGAUAAACUGAUCAUCAUCCUUAACUUCUGCCGUCUAGUAGUCUACUCAAUACAAAAAGUGACGUAUCCAUUUAGAUUAUUAGACGUGAGUUGUGAUGAGGCUUUUCCGCUCUUGAUCCUGACAAUCAUAUUGACGAACCCCGUGGAGCUGCAGUCUUGCAUAGAAUUCAUCCAGUAUUUCAGACACCCAAGUCGACACAUAUCAGAAGAAGCAUAUGCCUUUACACUUUUAGUUUCGGCUGUUGAGUUUAUCAGGGAGAUUGGAACGAGUUCGCACUUGAAGAUUAAUACGCAAGACUUCCAGAACAAAUAUAACCAGAAUAAAUUGAAGUAUGAGUCAAGGCUACAAAGGCUGAAUAGUUUAGUAAAAACUAACUCUACAGAAACCGCAAGUAAUAAUAUACGAAACUCUGUAAACAACUCAGUAAACAAUAACACUAACUCGGCAAACUUGUUUGACCAGCUGAAGAAGUUUAACCUGUCAACUCUGUUUAAAAUGCCGCUGUUUAAGCAGGACAGGAAGGAUGUGUACGACAUCAUUGAAACACUAGAGUAUCUGGAAAGUUACCUGCUUGACCUGCCUCUGACUUACCAGUUCAAAGAGGAUAGCCUGGACCCGCCUGACCUCGUCAGUGACUGGCGGGCCCUAGUUGCAAUGAAAAAACACAUCACUGAAACCAUCGCUAUUGUUAAAACACAAGCCAAAAAGCUUUUAUAA